UUCACGAUUUUUAUGAGUUCAAAUUAUCUGAAAUAGACUAUAGCUAUCAUUCCUGUAUGACAAUCAAGAAGUUAAAAUACGUGCGAACGUUAUCAACAAAAGAUUAUACAUCAAAAAGCGAAAUAGUUUUUAAAAAAAAUAAACAAACGAUUAAUUUUUAUCUGGAUUUAAUCAAAUAUCUUAAAGAGACUUCUAGGUUAACUAUUCCAAAAUGUUGGAAAUUACCUGUAACGAUCGACUUGGUAAAAAAGUUCGAGUUAAAUGUAAUCCAGAUGAUACAAUUGGAGAUUUAAAGAAACUAAUUGCAGCACAAACUGGUACGAGAUGGGAUAAAAUUGUAUUAAAAAAAUGGUAUACCGUAUUUAAGGAUCAUAUUCAAGUAGCGGAUUAUGAAAUUCACGACGGAAUGAAUAUCGAAUUAUAUUAUCAAUAAGUUAAAAUAGGUUAUGUUUUGUAAUGUAUUUAAUAUAUAUUUUUUCGUUAUACUUUAAAAAUAAGAGAUAAAAAUAAAACGUUUUCAUUC
Messenger RNA from Chrysoperla carnea, 523 nucleotides. RefSeq names its product ubiquitin-like protein 5 (gene ubl). Gene Ontology annotation, cellular component: cytoplasm; nucleus. The transcript has 3 exons. Lineage: Eukaryota; Metazoa; Arthropoda; Insecta; Neuroptera; Chrysopidae. The record is from RefSeq and is a predicted model, not a curated record. Bases 212 to 433 code for a protein of 73 amino acids. Gene Ontology annotation, molecular function: protein tag activity; protein binding. Gene Ontology annotation, biological process: mRNA splicing, via spliceosome; protein modification process.